AUGCUGUCAAGUACGAGUUACUUUCUGGUGUUCAUUCUGAUCAUCCUCUUUUUCGCUGCAAGCAUCCUGCAGACCAACAGACGGCCCGUUCUCUACAACCGGCUAACGUUCAACUACACCGAAGAGAGCACAUCCUGGUACUGCGACGAUGUGUUCUUUAGCGUUAUGAACCGGCACGUCUACAACUACGGGCGUGAGGAAGUCUCCAAUGCCUUUGCGGAAAUGGCUUCAACUCAACCCUCCGCGAACAUUAGCUUCCAUUUGUUCACCCGUCUAAAUCCCACCAUCAGCCAGCGCAUAGUGCCGACGGUGGAGUCCUUAAAUGGCAGCUUUUUCAACGGUUCCCGCCCAACACGGGUGAUCGUACACGGUUUCUGCAACUGCCAACAUUCGGACUUUUGCCAGAACGUGAAGGAUGCUCUGCUGUACGCGAACGACGUCAACAUCCUGACCAUCGACUGGAGCGAUACGGCCGGGUUGCUGGAUUACCUGUUGCUGAGAUUGCGGCUAGAUCAGGUGGCCACUUCGUUGGCGGGUUUUGUCGAUUUUCUGCACAACACGACACAACUCGAUCUGGGUGAUCUGCAUCUGGUUGGCCACAGUUUAGGGGCCCAUUUGGCGGGGUUGACCGGCAAACGAGUGACGACUGGACGGAUUGGUGCGAUUCUGGGUCUCGAUCCGGCAGGGCCGCUGUUUUCGAGCGCGAACCCUGGCACACGGUUGGCCAGCACGGACGCGGAGUACGUGGAGGUCAUUCACACCAACGGUGGCACGCUCGGAAUGUACGAUCCGAUUGGGACGGCAGAUUUUUAUCCGAACGGCGGCAAACACCAGCCAGGCUGCUUACCGUGGAUUUUUGGAAUGUCCUGUUCACAUGGUCGUGCGUGGGAGCUGUAUGCGGAGUCAGCUUACACGCCGGUAGGAUUCAAAGCCGCUCUCUGUGGUAGUGUCCAGCAAAUGGAAGGAAGCAUGUGUCGUAACGAUCUCCCCAAGGUGGAUAUGGGUGGUGAGCCGGUGAAUAAAACUAAGUCUGGAGUAUUCGUUCUGUCCACAAACAGCCGGUUUCCCUAUGCUAAAGGAUGA
Anopheles nili is the source of this 1083-nucleotide messenger RNA. Its product is annotated as phospholipase A1-like. Gene Ontology annotation, molecular function: lipase activity. Lineage: Eukaryota; Metazoa; Arthropoda; Insecta; Diptera; Culicidae. Bases 1 to 1083 code for a protein of 360 amino acids. The transcript is spliced from 3 exons. The record is from RefSeq and is a predicted model, not a curated record. Gene Ontology annotation, biological process: lipid metabolic process.